Sinocyclocheilus rhinocerous is the source of this 985-nucleotide messenger RNA. RefSeq names its product sarcospan-like. The transcript is spliced from 3 exons. The record is from RefSeq and is a predicted model, not a curated record. NCBI's taxonomy places the organism in Eukaryota, Metazoa, Chordata, Actinopteri, Cypriniformes, Cyprinidae. Bases 1 to 477 code for a protein of 158 amino acids. Gene Ontology annotation, cellular component: sarcolemma; dystrophin-associated glycoprotein complex.
AUGCCGUAUUUUGUUGGCCAGAACUUUAAAAUGAUUGUGGUGUCUCUGCUGGGAUUCAUCCUCUUCUGCAUCACCAGAGUGCCUGAUGAGAGAGCGUCGGCUCAAUUUAUUGUAAAGCUCCUGUACUUCUUCCUGUGCACGAUGGGGCUGGUCAUUUCCGCAGUGGUCAUCGCCUUCCAGUGCUACCAUUACGCCCUGACUAACAGCUACAGCUGCAAGGAAAUGGGGGAGCAUUGUAUGUGCACCCUGGACCCUGAGGAUCCCAUCGCCCGCACUUUCUCCUACAGCGGUGUGACAGACUGCAGUGCCAUCGUAAGCACUCUACCCAUGUAUUACCUUCUGCAGAUGGUGCUGAACCUGGCUCAGGCUAUCGUCUGCCUGGUGGGGGCCUUCCUCUUAUGGAAGCACAGGUACCAGGUGUUUUUCGCUGGGCUACAGACGGGAUCUCCUUCUGCCCAGAAUUGGCAGAAAGUUUAGGGCACUGAGAGAUUUCUCUGGAGAAGUAAACGUGUGGAGCGUGGGAGUGUUUGCUGCAAUAUUUUAUGCCAUGUGACCUUUUAUCAAAGCAGCUGAAUGAGUCUGCGUUUGUAUUGCCAUAUUAUAAUAUUUUGGAAAGUUUUAUGCAACCUUUAGCAUUAUUGUAUUUUUCUACAUGAAAAUUUCCGCUUGUCGAGGUUAACUUUUUACUUUUACCAUUGCCAAGGAGAGUAUUUUUAUCUAUGAAACCAGUAAGUGACGCAAAACGAGGCCUGACAUUUUAGGAAAAUGAGCGACACAAUCUGUUGUUGUGUUUGUUCCUGUUGUGGCAAUGGCAUGCCUAAAUUUCCUUUAAUUGCCAGCAUUAAAUUUUGCUUAGUCAAAAAACCCAAAACACCUUAAAAUGCAAUUAUUCACAAAUGUACCUUUUUUCUAACUUCAGGUGCAUUCAUUGUUUCUGAGACAAAAUCCCUGGUUGUUCAAUUACUGUUGGGAUUAUUAAAAUAUU